This is a messenger RNA of Geodia barretti, 816 nucleotides long. NCBI's taxonomy places the organism in Eukaryota, Metazoa, Porifera, Demospongiae, Tetractinellida, Geodiidae. The record is from the annotation of a GenBank genome assembly.
GAGUUGUCAUCUCGCGCCCACCCACAACGCGCAUGCGUAUUAUGCCCAUGACUCCGCCCCCCGACCCCGCCCCCCGAUCUGCUCUGCUCUCACGCAGUGCUUGUUUCUUGCUCGGUUUCUCUCCUGAACUAACUGGAGCCGCUCACUAUGAUUAGGUUCAUUCUGAUUCAAAACCGCGCCGGAAAGACACGACUGGCCAAGUGGUACAUGCACUUCGAGGACGAUGAAAAGCAGAAGCUGAUCGAAGAAGUUCACGCGAUUGUAACCGUGAGAGACUCCAAGCACACGAACUUCGUUGCUUUUCGAAACUUCAAGAUUGUGUACAGACGAUAUGCCGGCCUCUUCUUCUGCAUAUGCGUCGACCUUGACGACAACAACCUAGCCUACCUGGAAGCCAUCCACAACUUUGUGGAGGUAUAUAUGGUGUGCCAGUGUAUUUUUCUCUCACCUUCACAUAAUUACCCUGGACAGGUGCUAAACGAGUUCUUCCACAAUGUGUGUGAACUAGACCUGGUGUUUAACUUCUACAAGGUGUAUGCUGUGGUGGAUGAGAUGUUUUUGGCUGGAGAGAUUCGGGAGACGAGUCAAUCAAAAGUUCUCACACAACUCAACUACCUCAACACACUGGACUGACACAUCUUAGAAUGAAGACACAAAGAUAAUGAUUUGUGGUUCUGUCCUUAGAUGUUCUUUAGUUGUGCCAUGAGGUCUUGUAUGUCAGUUUCUUUACUGAUAUCCACACUCUCCUGCAAACUAGGCACCAUCAAAUUUCCACAAAUUGACUGCACAGAUUUCACCUGAUCAACAGAAGGCGAU